AUGUCAACACUCGUGGUUGACGUUGCUGCUGCCACGACACGGCCGCUGGCGACGAGUUGGUGGUCGACGUCGUGGUUGUCGAUCGCGAGCGUUGCGACCGGCGCGGCUGCUGGAUCCACACCGAGCGCAGUCGUCGAGACGUCGUCGGUCGCACCGGGAGCGACGAGCGCGUUCGUCGAUGCCCAAUGGCUACAACUGUGGUUUCUCUUCGCUUCCUUGGUCGUACUGGGUAAGCACAUGCUUCAUCUCUGGUACUGCAUCUCACUGUUCCAGGUGGGCGGCGGGCGGGAUCGCGAUUCGUUCGAGCACGAAUGCCGGGUCGUCGGGACACUUUAG
Messenger RNA from Microbotryum saponariae, 336 nucleotides. NCBI's taxonomy places the organism in Eukaryota, Fungi, Basidiomycota, Microbotryomycetes, Microbotryales, Microbotryaceae. The record is from the annotation of a GenBank genome assembly.